CGCACCGCAGAGCUCCACCUGCACGCGCAUCGUGAAUGAUCUCACGCCCUGCAGAGAGACGGGUCCGCGCAAAUGAAGCAAUCAAUUGUCCGUAGACCGCCAUGACGUACUGGCCCAUAUCCUCGCCCUCCGUUUUUGCGGCUACUAAGAACACGAAUCUCGAGCGCACACCUGUAUCCCAUGACGGCACCGAUCAAGCUUCGCAAAGUAGCGGAGUUAGCUCGUCCGAGGCCGAACUCACGAGCGAUAGCGACGAUGUUUCGUCGAAAGGAGACUCUGGAGGAGUGAAGGAGAAACAGCCAGAGCAGGAUGCGCAGCAAAUAAAUAACCCUGAGCAGUUCGUGGAAGAAGAUGUACACGGAGAGGUCGUUGCUAUUCGGGUGACUCGGAGCGGACAGUUGUUUGCAACACUGACUCGGACAACUCUGACCAUUUGGCAGACGAAGCCCAGCGUCAUCCUAGCCUCAGUCCUCCGCUCGCAGAACUCGUUGAAGACAUAUGGCCCGAACGCAGACGUCCUCCUCAGACCUGACUCUCAGAUCUUCGUGAUCCAGACCACCCUCGGUUUCCUCAUCACAUAUUCUCUCGCGACCGACCAUUCGUCCCGCGUUUACAAGUCGCAAUUCACGGAUACACAUGGAACGCACUCGAGGAGAAGUAGCGCUGUUGGCUUCAAAAUACAGCGUCAGCACGACACCAAUGCCGGGCCUGGAGAAGGCAGCGGGUUCAAAGAGCUCAGCCUGCGCUUCCGCAUGGUCAUACGCGUCGACGCUGGGAUUGUGAAAGCUUUGGCUCUGGACGAUGAGCUUGUAGUGGCUACGGCGAAGCCUGCAGCGAUGCAGUGCAUACGAUGGGCGCCAGACAACCAAGGAAGCCAAACGAGCACUGAGGUCCUCACCAAGAUGAGCUGGCUUGGGAAGAAGCCGACUCUUGUUGAUAUGACACAUGAUCGACCCAUGAACCUGUCGUGCUGGAUCACCGGAGAAGGUCGUGCCUUCGCUGUUCAAAGGUCGAAGCUAGAUGCGAAGCAAGAGGGAAGCGCGCCGCAAAACCUUUUCCGAGGAUAUGGCUUCCACACUCCAGAAAAAGACGGCGAAUAUGGCGUGAAGGCCGCUAUCAAUGCGCGGUUUUCGCUACUGGCUAUUGGGUGCAAAAACAGUGAGAUCUAUGUCUACACUGUCCGGGAUUAUACUGGAAACAUUCCUAUCUCUCACAAGCUCCAACCCAAUACUUCCUCGCCAGGCAAGCUAAACACUCUGACAUACUCCCCUGAUGGGUAUUGCCUGUUCGCAGGCUACGAGAAUGGUUGGGCUAUGUGGAGUGUAUACGGAAAACCAGGCGCUACCAGCUUCACGACCGACCGUGCCAUCUCAGAGACCAACGGCGAGGGAUGGCUACUCGGCGUGAAGGAUGCCUUCUGGAUCGGUGGAGGCGCAGAACUCUUGAUACUGGGCAACAACGAUAACCGAUUAUUCGUUGUUGAGAUGGCCAGGAGUGCUGUAACCGGGUGUUUCUCUUCAGCGAAUGUGUCGAGAUCUUUGAUGCAGACGAGCACAGGCUUCAUGAUCUAUCGCGGCUACGACCUGCCUGAUCUGACGACGAUAUCUGCGGAACUAUCUCUAUGGCACCACGUGCAGGUGCCGCCCCAUUACCUGGUAGACCAGUGGCCCAUUAAGAGCGUGGUCAUAUCGAAUGACGGGAGAUACGUCGCAAUUGCCGGCAGAAGAGGGCUCGCACAUUACAGCGUCAACAGCGGGAGGUGGAAAACGUUCGAUGAUCCUUUUGUCGAGAAUGAGUUCACUGUUCGUGGAGGCAUGUGUUGGUUUCAGCAUGUGCUCAUCGCGGCAGUCGAAUCGCAAAACUCUCACGAGGUUCGAAUCUAUUCGAGAGAAUCAGCACUCGACAACAGCCACAUCAUGCAUGUGCAAAAGCUGCCAGCUCCAAUCGUACUCAUUGCACCGUCAGGAGAGGACUCCCUACUUGUCUACACCUACGAGAACAUCCUCUAUCACUACGUCAUGAGCGUUUCCAAUGCAACGGUCACUUUAAUACAGGUCGGUCAGAUUGCCUUACAUGGCAUCAUUCGUGCGCCCACGCGUGUCAGAGCACUUAGCUGGAUUCUACCAGAAGACCAGAUCCAUCAUGGAGAUCCCUCUCAAGACGUUUCUGUCGCCACGAUUCUCUUCCUCGUGGAUGGAAAGCUUGUGCUGCUCCAGCCUACGACAACGGGAGGCGGUGAACUCAAGUAUGAGAUGCGGGUCAUCGCACACAAUGUGGAAACUUACGCAUUGAUGCGUGAUCAUCCCGCUUUUGCGCUAGAAUCCCACGAGGACUCCCUUCCACCCAGUCCUUCGGUCGGAUUGACCAUCAACGGUGUGCACGGCCAUGGCCACGACUUGCGAGACUCGUUAUGGUAUUUUGACGGUCAGGAUAUGAAAGUGUGGAUCGAGAUGCAAGACGUGCUUGCGUCUGCAUCCCCAGAACUUGGGAGGGACCUGCCUACACCUGUCCAGAUUCCCGUUGACUUCUAUCCUUUGUCUGCUCUCCUCAAUAAGGCAAUCAUCUUUGGUGUGGAGUCAGAAAUAGUUCAGCGCAGGGACACCAGCUUCGCCUACCUGCGAUUUGGGACAAGGACCCAUCUCUUCCUACCCGCGACGCUACGGUAUCACUUAGCGCAGUACAACCACCCUGCAGCCUUACACCUCAGCCACCACUACCAGCAUCUACUGUACUUUCCACACGCCCUCGAGAUCUUAUUACAUGAGGUCCUGGACGAAGAAGUGGAUACUCAGCCACCGCCAGAGCAAGCGCUUCUACCAAGCGUCUUGUCGUUCCUGAGCUCAUUCCCGCAGUACCUCGACAUUGUCGUGCAAUGUACGCGCAAGACAGAAGUUCGCUCUUGGCGGACGCUGUUCGCAAACCUCCCACCACCAGAAGAACUGUUUGAAGAGUCGCUUCAAAAGGGCAACUUGAAGACUGCAGGUGGCUAUCUGCUUGUACUUCAUACGUUUGAGGAAUUGCGAUCCACUGGCGACCAGGUAGUCCGCUUACUGCAUCGCGCAAAGCAAGAGCAAGAUUGGGACCUGUGCAAGGAGCUUGCUCGCUUCCUCAUGGCGCUUGAUGAGUCGGGUGCGACCUUGCAGCGGACCCUUGAGCUCGUCGAGCUGAAAUCGCCGUCAGCAGAGCCAGGAUAUGGAGAGUCCCACUUCACUUUUGAGACGACUCGUUUGAGCAUCCCUCCGGGAGGCCGAGCCGGCACCAAUGGAUAUGGCAAGGACCGCGAUGACUCCAGUGGGGGGAGUAGGAGCUCGGCAGGAAGCAGCAUCAGUCCCGGACAAGCGACCGGCCGCAGGGACACUAUCGCACAAGAACCAAGCGACUACUUCGGCGUUGGCUUGGGGAGUCCGCUUGGGCGGCAAUAGUUAGGUACUAC
Messenger RNA from Boeremia exigua, 3433 nucleotides. Its product is annotated as RIC1-domain-containing protein. The transcript has 5 exons. The record is from RefSeq and is a predicted model, not a curated record. Gene Ontology annotation, biological process: retrograde transport, endosome to Golgi; intracellular protein transport. The coding region runs from base 102 to 3422 and encodes 1106 amino acids. Gene Ontology annotation, molecular function: protein binding. NCBI's taxonomy places the organism in Eukaryota, Fungi, Ascomycota, Dothideomycetes, Pleosporales, Didymellaceae. Gene Ontology annotation, cellular component: cytosol; Golgi membrane; Ric1-Rgp1 guanyl-nucleotide exchange factor complex.